GAAGAAAUGAAAAACAGAACAUCUGUGGGGGAGUUUAUCCUUUUGGGAUUAACAAAUGACCCAAAACUAAACAUCUUGGUUUUCAUAUUUCUAUUUCUCACUUAUAUUUUGAGCAUUACUGGAAAUCUGACCAUAAUUACUCUCACUCUGGUAGAGUCACAACUCAAGACGCCCAUGUACUUCUUUCUUCGGAAUUUCUCUUUCCUAGAAAUCUCCUUUACCACAGUUUGCAUUCCUCGGUUCCUUGUGAGCAUUGUGACGGGGGAUAGGACCAUCUCCUAUAAUUCUUGCAUGGCCCAGGUGUUCUUCUUCAUACUCCUGGGUUCGAUUGAAUUUUUCCUUCUGGCUGCUAUGUCCUAUGACCGCUAUGUGGCUAUCUGUAAGCCCUUGCAUUAUACCACAAUAAUGAGCAGCAGGGUCUGCGUCCAGCUCGUAAUCAGCUCUUGGCUGGCUGGAUUUCUCAUCAUCUUCCCACCUGUGAUCAUGGGGCUCCAACUGGACUUCUGUGACUCCAACAUCAUUGACCACUUUGCCUGCGACUCCUCUCCCAUGUUGCUCAUCUCCUGCACAGACACAGCCUUCCUGGAGCUCUUGGCAUUCUUCCUGGCAAUAUUCACUCUCAUGGUAACAUUAACAUUAGUGAUUCUCUCCUAUCUCUUCAUCCUUAAGACAAUCCUAAGAAUCCCUUCUGCUGAGCAAAGGAAAAAGGCCUUUUCUACCUGUUCCUCCCACAUGAUUGUUGUCUCCAUUUCCUAUGGAAGCUGUAUAUUCAUGUAUGUCAAAACUUCUGCAAAAGAAGGAGUGGCUUUGACUAAGGGUGUAGCGGUCCUCAACACCUCUGUGGCCCCAAUGCUGAAUCCUUUUAUUUACUCCCUUAGAAACAAACAAGUGAAAGAAUCCUUUAAGAACUUGGUCAAAAAAUGUGUGUCAAAUAAAAUUUAA
Messenger RNA from Chionomys nivalis (European snow vole), 942 nucleotides. Its product is annotated as olfactory receptor 6C76-like. Gene Ontology annotation, biological process: G protein-coupled receptor signaling pathway. Lineage: Eukaryota; Metazoa; Chordata; Mammalia; Rodentia; Cricetidae. The coding region runs from base 7 to 942 and encodes 311 amino acids. The transcript has a single exon. Gene Ontology annotation, cellular component: membrane. The record is from RefSeq and is a predicted model, not a curated record. Gene Ontology annotation, molecular function: olfactory receptor activity; G protein-coupled receptor activity.